AUGAAGAACGAAGUUGUUGAGUCACUGGUCGAAUCACGACAGAACAUGCAUACAAAACUACAGAAGCGGUUGAAGAAGGCUCAAGACUCCAUGAAGAAACAUACUGAUGCAAGGCGUGACGAUGUUACCUUCGCUGUAAACCAAUGGGUCUAUGUGAAGCUUCGACCAACUCACCAGCGAUCAGAUACAGGGACACAUCACCCAAAACUAUCAAAACGAUACAUCGGGCCCUUUAAGAUCCUCGCUAAAGUGGGUGAAGUCGCAUAUCGGCUUGAUCUUCCAACUGAGGCCCGUAUCCAUCCUGUCUUUCAUUUCUCGCUACUGCGCCUUCAUCACGGACCCCCACCUUCAUCGACUGAGCUGUGGACCUUAGAGAUCGUUGGUCAGAAACCCAUGCAACGCCCUCUUUGCAUUUUGGAUAGUAAGCUUGAUACAUCCACUUCUCCUCCAACCCAGCUAGUUCUAACCCAAUGGGUUGGCCAACCUCCCGAAGACACUUCCUGGGAACCCUGGCUCGAGCUACGUGACACCUACCACCUUGAGGACAAGGUGGUUUCCAAGGACAGAGGUAUUGCUAGCAUUCAGGCCUCUAUUGAUGCUAACGAAGAAGCUCACAGUGCCACCAUGACAGAUGAUGCUCCCGCAAGACCAGCACGUGCCGUAACUAGACCUGGAUACUUAAGAGAUUACGUUAGCUAG
Messenger RNA from Glycine soja, 699 nucleotides. RefSeq lists its product as uncharacterized. The record is from RefSeq and is a predicted model, not a curated record. The coding region runs from base 1 to 699 and encodes 232 amino acids. NCBI's taxonomy places the organism in Eukaryota, Viridiplantae, Streptophyta, Magnoliopsida, Fabales, Fabaceae. The transcript has a single exon.